Molecule: messenger RNA, 1778 nt
Organism: Vicia villosa (hairy vetch)
Lineage: Eukaryota; Viridiplantae; Streptophyta; Magnoliopsida; Fabales; Fabaceae
Product: CBL-interacting serine/threonine-protein kinase 21
Exons: 14
Coding region: 79-1482 (467 amino acids)
Biological process (GO): signal transduction; protein phosphorylation
Molecular function (GO): protein kinase activity; ATP binding
Source: RefSeq, a predicted model, not a curated record
AAGAAAAAAAACUUUCUAUAAAUAAAAUAGUGAGACAUAGGUUGCAGUCACAGCUUAGUGAGAAAUAACUUGAGAGAAAUGGUGUCUUCAAAAAACAUAGGAAAAUAUAGACUUGGCAGAACCAUAGGAGAAGGUACAUUCUCUAAGGUUAAGCUUGCUUUCAAUGGCAACAAUGGUGAGAAGGUAGCAAUCAAGGUCAUUGACAAGAAUAUGGUCUUGAAAAACAAUCUUAAGUAUCAGGUACAAAGUGAGAUUAGAACAAUGAAACUUCUACAUCAUCCUAAUAUUGUUAGAAUUCAAGAGGUUAUUGGUACAAAGACAAAGAUAUACAUUGUGAUGGAAUAUGUAUCAGGAGGUCAACUGUUGGACAAGAUGUCAUAUGUUGAUAAGUUGAAUGAAUGUGAGGCAAGAAAAAUAUUCCAGCAACUUGUUGAUGCCGUCGAUUAUUGCCAUAACAAGGGAGUUUUUCAUCGCGAUUUAAAGCCAGAAAACUUGCUUCUUGACAGCCAGGGAAAUCUCAAAGUGUCUGAUUUUGGAUUAUCUGCAUUGAGUAAGCCUAAUGAUGUCCUAAACACAAGGUGUGGAUCGCCGUGCUACGUGGCUCCUGAGCUGCUGAUGAGCAGAGGGUAUGAUGGAGCAGCUGCUGAUGUUUGGUCAUGUGGUGUGAUUCUUUUUGAGUUACUGGCUGGUUUUCUUCCAUUUGAUGACCAAAACUUGAUGAGCUUAUACCAUAAGAUAUGCAGAGCAAAAUAUGUAUGCCCCCCAUGGUUUAUUCAAAGUCAAAAGAAGUUAAUUACCAAAAUACUCGAACCGCAUCCUGAAAAGCGGAUAAAUAUUUCAGAUAUUAUUGAAAAUGAGUGGUUUCAAAUAGAUUACAAACCAUCUUGUGCGCAUGAAAUUGAUCCGAUUAUUAACCUGGAUGACAAAAGUGAUGCUUUUGACCCAAUUGAGGAUAAAACUACGAAGUCAACAAUAACCAAGUCCUCGAGCUUCAUUAAUGCGUUUCAACUGAUAGCCAUGUCUCAGGACCUUGAUCUAUCUGCACUUUUUGAAGAACAGGAUCACAAGAAGCAGAUAACAAUGUUCGGAUCCCAACAUACAAUCAGUGAAACAGUAGAAAAAAUAGAAGCUGCUGCAACAGAUGUGAGACUGUCAGUGAUGAAAAUGAACAAUUUUAAGAUGAAAAUGCACCCAAAACAGACAUUGACUAGAUGUUCUAGAUCAUACUUUGACCUAUCUGCUGAGGUGAUAGAAGUUGCUCCGGCUCAUUGUGUUGUACAAAUAUCAAAAUCUGCAGGAGAUCUAAGAAUGUACAAUGAAUUUUGUGAAAGUUUAUCAAGUCUGCUGAAAGAAAAAUCUAGUAUGUCAUCGCAUGACCGAGACUCGGUGGAUCAAUGCAAAGUUAGCAGCAGAGAAAAGAAAGAUGAUGAAUGCUAUGCAAAGCCAAACCAUGAAGAUUUCCGUGGCUAUAACUCUGCUUGAAGAAUGAUUUAAACCCUGUCUCUAUUAUUUUAUUGAAGUUCAUCGUAUAACAUGGCAAGGAGAGAACAAAAUAUUUUCUCAAAGCUUGUUUUUUUACUCAAGUAUCUCUUAUUUUCUAUCUUCUUGAGAGAAUCAAUUUUCCUGUGAAUUCAUUAUUUUCUUCAUUGUAAAAUAAUGGGAAUUAUAAUUUUUGUGAUAAUUGAGAUUUGCAUUAAUCUAAUAAGCAAAAUCUGUAAAAACAUAGGGAUAUAUAUAGUGAAAAAUAUAGAAAUAAAAAACAACCACACUGUUAAAUC